AUGAAUUACGGCCGAGGUGGCCAUCCCCCAAUGGAUCCAAUGCAGCAAGGUGGUAUGUACGGUGGACCAAUGAUGCGCCAUGAUGGGUAUCAGGACAACAUUCUCAGCCCACCACCGCAGGUGGGAUAUGGUCCCAAUGUAGGUGCACCUCCGCCACUACCGCCUGGGCCUCCGUAUAGUGGAGCUAGCCCCAUGCCUGUUGCUCGAUCUCCUGGAGGAGUUGCGGCUGCCCCUGGUGCUUACCCUGAUCCUCGUAGCAAGGGUAUUAUGAAUACUCCAAUGCCAAUGCCUAAUGCUGCUCGAAACCCCCGCGUAGCAACACCGGAACCUAGUAUGAUAGGUGGCGGUAUUCCACAAGGUCGGUUUAACCAGCAGCCUGCCUUGGUCCCUCCCGGCAUGGUGCCGCCCACAAACUACAUGCCAGGGGCAAAUGUGCCACCAGCUCAACCGCCAAUGCUGCCCACACCCAUGAACCCGGUUGACCCCUCCACUGUAGAGCGGUUUAGUUUGGGUGGCCCAGCAGAAAACUUUUACGAUUUUCUUUGUGAACACGAUUUGGUUUCCAUUGAAAGUCUUUCCAGCUUCUUUCCGAGCGGAUACAAUCCGAAAAAAGAUCCUCCAUUAAAAAUUGCUGUCGAUGGAAACUUUUGCCUGAACAGUCUUCGUGACGAGCUACGAAAGCGAGAUCCGUUAUGGUUUUUGCACUCCACUCUUCCAGAGGAAUUGCUUGACGCCGUGUCUCGUCACGUGGAGUGGAUGCGAAGUUUAAAUUUGGAGCCCAUUUGGGUCUUCAAUGGACUCAGCGUGAGUGGUGAUGUAGAAACUUUUUUGACCUCAGAAAGGGAGCUGCGCGCCCGCGAUAUUGUAUGGAGUAGGCUCGAGGAGGGUGAGAUCCCCGAUGAGGCAGACAUCCAAACCGCGUUUGAUCAGCCAUUGGGCGAGGAUGUUCAGAUGGCCGUCUCCCGCCACCUCAAGCAAGAGUUAAAUGUGAUGGCCGUCACAGCCCCGUUUCUGAACUGGGCCCAGAUGGUCGCCUUCCACAAGGAAGGUCUUGUGGAUUUACUAAUGGGGCCUCCCGAGGUGCUGCUGCUUCCCUACGAUAACAUGAAACUUAUUGUGCAAAUCGAUGUUUCCAAUAGCAAUGUGUCUCACUUUGAUCGUGAUAAGGUUCUUCGAACCUUGUUUCCAUUCCAUGUCACGGAAACCUCUACAAAAGACGCCGGGGAUAGGCUCAUGGAUCUUGGUUUAAUCACCGCCACGCAUCCUGCGCUCUCCUCCACUAGCGUAGGCCUGAACCUCACCAUGGAGGAGGUGUACAGUGAACUCUCCAGUGAGACGCCCAAGUAUCGCUCCAUUAAAGAUUUUAUCCACGCGCACACUUUUGUGCAGGAUACAAACAAAAAGAAGGCUGGUUUCUUCAUCAAGCACUCCAAGGGGCGAGGUUAUCUUCGGUACAGUGGCGUUUUCUCAUCAAAAUCGAAGGACUCUCCAUUGGUGUACCUCAUUCGCGUCCUUGAGGCCGAACUGACAAAUGCCGACAUGCCCACUAAUCUUGUUGGGGUUUUGGGGAACUUUGUUCCCCUGUCUCUUUUUUACUUGCAAUUUGCAGGACUUCUUUCGGUGCGUAUCAUGACGGUUAUAACCCAGUCGUACAUUCGCGACGACUGCCCGGUCUCCGACACAAAGGACUACCAUGACAAGCUGGGGGUGUUAAUGACGAUGCGGAGUCAGAUUAUUGCACAGGUCUUCAAGAAACUUGGAAAGGAGAGACACACUAAAAACACAGAGUGCCUCUCGUGGGUUCGCUGGUUCGAGCCCAUCCUGGCUCCCAUGCAACGGCCAAGUGAUAUUAUCAACCUGGAUGAGUGGGAUGUCUCAAGUAGUGAGGAGGUGCGUCAGCUUGACGAGGAACACUUUGAGAAGUAUAGCAUUGCCUCCGUGCUCACCUUCAGUGCCGAGGCCGCGCGACCGAUAAACGAAGACAGUAACUGCUCUCCGCGUAAGGCACUGAUGCGUUAUCACGGCAAAAGGGAAACUUUUUUUGCUGUGCUUCUUAAGACGUUUGAUUUUCUUGGCUAUUUUUCCCACUCUACGGCAUCACCGGAGACCAUGGAAGAGGGAGAGAGGAUGAUGGGGGAGGAAGGGGAGAUGCCGGCGAUGGGGCAGAUGAACAGCACGGAGACAGAUCCAAUAUUGGCCUCGGAUAGUAACAACAAUAAUUACCACGACGCCACCGAUUACUUGCCCAAGGAAGGCGUUAACGAGUACCCCACGGUGUACUUCCCCACAUACUUGAUGAACGCCAUCAAACACAACCCGCGUUCCUUUCAAAAUGCGUUUGUGGUGUUAACAGAGGUUCUUCGCGUUGGAAUUAUUAGUAGUCUGCCGUGCCGAUACAUUGAUCCGGCAGACCCGCAACAAGAAAUUUCAAUGGAGAACCAGGAAGCUAACUGUGACCCUCGUGUACUACUGGCCUCACGUAUUGGUUGCCUAAUUUCCGUGCCGUACCGCCGAGAAUCAGAGGAUUUGCCGUUUAUUUGGGCCCCAGUCUACAGCCGACACCUCUGCGCGUUUACAGUGAUGGUUCGAGCCAUGUGCCGCUGUCUGCGCGAUCUGGUGGAGGUCAUUGCCACAACCGUGUUCCUGGCCGGGAACAGCAGCUGUAGUUUGCCCGAGUUUGCCUCCUACUCCUUUUUGUUGCCGUUUGGGGAGGUGCCCUCGGCGAUUGGGGGGCUCUUGCUGCACUACGUGCUCGUCUUCCCUUCCGACUAUCAGGUCAAUCUGAUAACGCGGCAGGAGCGGCUGGAGUAUUUGCAGGAGAAGUUUCGCGAUAUCCCAGACCUGGGCAAGCACCUGCGUGUGGUGAUGACCUUCACGCUGCAAGCACUUUACCUGAUCAACGCCUACAAAGUCAGGGACAAGGGGACGGUGGUUCCGCAGCAUCUGCUUGAAGACAACACGUUGGAGUGCACAAUCCAUCUACUCUGGGAGAAGUGGUAUGAUCACAUUGACGACAACCCGCCGCAGGACAUCCACGGCCUCUACGGUGAUGCGAUGAUGGGGAUGGAGCCGUGCCCGCUCGGCGGCUGA
Messenger RNA from Trypanosoma rangeli, 3090 nucleotides. RefSeq lists its product as uncharacterized. The transcript has a single exon. The record is from RefSeq and is a predicted model, not a curated record. Gene Ontology annotation, molecular function: 5'-flap endonuclease activity; 5'-3' exonuclease activity. NCBI's taxonomy places the organism in Eukaryota, Euglenozoa, Kinetoplastea, Trypanosomatida, Trypanosomatidae. Bases 1 to 3090 code for a protein of 1029 amino acids.